AUGCUGCCCGAAGACGCCGCCGGCAACGUCAGCCUCAGCAGUAGCACGGUCGACGACGAUAAGCUGCUGGCCUCCGCCGCCGGCAAGGUGCCGGCCAAGUGGGACUGGAGACGCCACGGAGCUGUCACUCCAGUGAAGAACCAAAGAAACUGCGGGAGCUGUUGGGCUUUCUCGAUGGUGGGUUCUGUGGAGGGCAUCAACGCAAUCAAGACAGGGAAACUGCGGACACUGUCGGAGCAAGAGGUGCUCGACUGCUCCGGCGCCGGGACCUGUAAAGGUGGGGACCCGUACCGGGCAUUCGAUCACGCCAUCAGCCCCGGGUUGGCCUUAGACCAGCACGGGAAUCCUCCGUACUACCCUGCCUACGUUGCCGAGAAGAAGAAGUGCAGAUUCAACCCGAGGAAGCCUGUGGUGAAGAUCAACGGCAAGAGAAUGAUGAGAGACACCACCGAGGCGCAGCUGCUGUGUCGCGUGUACAAGCAGCCGGUGUUGGUCGCCAUCGAGGCCAACCGCGCCUUCAGUCGCUACAGUAAGGGCGUCUUCACGGGGCCUUGCGGGACGCGUCUAAACCACGCGGUCCUGGUCGUGGGCUACGGAACUACGGCGAACGGUGUGGACUACUGGAUCGUUAAGAACUCGUGGGGCAAGGGCUGGGGCGAGAAUGGCUACAUCCGGAUGAAGCGUAACGUGGGUACCAAAGCGGGUCUCUGCGGCAUAUACAAGACGCCCAUGUACCCCAUCAAGAAUAAGUAA
Miscanthus lutarioriparius is the source of this 753-nucleotide messenger RNA. Lineage: Eukaryota; Viridiplantae; Streptophyta; Magnoliopsida; Poales; Poaceae. The record is from the annotation of a GenBank genome assembly.